AUGAGCGCAACGAGAAUGAUUUUCGCAGCGCGAUAUGCCAUGCCAUACACGUCAAGAGCAGGCGCGAGGCUAAGCCUGCGCCUGGCUCCGACAGCAACAAGCAACGAUUCAGGCAAUGCGCCACUACAACGCCGAAGCUACGCCAACAAGCAAAACAUGCAAUCGACAGCAGGGCAAGCCUCACCUGGCACGGCAUCAAACGUGACAGAAACGGGACCGGGCUCCGCAUCCUCAGAGCAGCAGAGCGUGAAGGCAUCCCGGGGCAAGGAUUCCUCGUCCGGUGUCCAGGAGUCUCCGGACUCGGCGAGUCUGGCGACGCCGGUCAGCGGCCCGAAGGGCAGUGGCACCGGACAGCAGGAGGACGAUGCGGAUGUGCAGGGUGCGUUCAAGCAGGAUCCGGGGAAGAGUAGGGAUGAAAAGAGAGAGAAUGUUGAGAAGAUGGGCGAGAGGAAGUUGGAUCCUGCGGAUGAGUGA
This is a messenger RNA of Exophiala bonariae, 474 nucleotides long. RefSeq lists its product as uncharacterized. The record is from RefSeq and is a predicted model, not a curated record. The coding region runs from base 1 to 474 and encodes 157 amino acids. The transcript is spliced from 2 exons. NCBI's taxonomy places the organism in Eukaryota, Fungi, Ascomycota, Eurotiomycetes, Chaetothyriales, Herpotrichiellaceae.